This is a messenger RNA of Penicillium subrubescens, 5211 nucleotides long. RefSeq names its product histidine kinase-like ATPase domain-containing protein. The record is from RefSeq and is a predicted model, not a curated record. Bases 1 to 5211 code for a protein of 1736 amino acids. The transcript has 2 exons. Lineage: Eukaryota; Fungi; Ascomycota; Eurotiomycetes; Eurotiales; Aspergillaceae.
AUGGCCCUGAACAUGGAUUUCAGUGCACUGAAGGCCCGGACCUUGGGGUCCGGUGCUGAUGAAGAAGCAGUGACGGUUGAUACUCGGGGCCUGAUCUCGAAAGUUCUCGCUCGAUACUCUGGAAAAUGGACCGUCCUGCGUGAAAUGAUCCAGAACGCCGCCGAUGCUUCCGCAACCAAAGUGACCAUCAAAUUCGAGACUCUACCCUCCUUAACAGUACCAUCUCCAUCCUCGACAGAUCCUACAGACCUUUUGAAACACACGAUAUCCAACCAUACCCUUCGUCGGCUCUUGAUUUCAAACAACGGUCUCCCGUUUAGUGAAAAGGACUGGGCCCGGUUGAAGCGUAUCGCCGAUGGAAACCCGGAUGAAACAAAGAUUGGUGCUUUCGGUGUUGGCUUCUACAGUGUAUUUGAUGACUGUGAAGAACCAUUUGUCUCUUCGGGUAGUCAGGCUAUGGCCUUUUAUUGGAAAGGCAACGCACUGUUCACCCGUCGUUUGGACCUGGGUGAAACCCCGUCCCGAGACACAACCUUUGUGUUGGACUACCGCAAUGAUUCUUCUCCAGUUCCAUCCUUGAUGCAGCUGUGUCAGUUCUUGUCGAGUAGUCUGACAUUUGUUGCCUUGGAAGAGAUCGAGCUGUGGAUAGAUGAUUGGAACUUGAUUAAGCUGUCAAAGAAGACAGCACCAGGCGUCAAUGUUCCAAUUCCCAGGGACGUUGAAACAAAGACAACCGAAGGCCUGAUGAAGGUAACCAGCAUUACCCAAGAGGUUGCACAAGUUGAUGCGGCCUGGAUGCGAAUUGUGGAGUGGAAUCCCAAUGCAAGCAUGUUCCGUUUGGACAACCUGCGAGAUACCACGAGCUCCCUCCGCAGCUUCUUCUCCAAGUUUACUGGCCAAACAGGGCCCGAGAAGCCCGCAAAUACCCAGCAAGUGGAAAAAGUUGACGAAACGGCCAACAUGACUGUAAUGCUGAAGGCUACUGUCUUUCUACACAUCAACACUGCGUCCAUCCAACCCUCGAUCAGCACUGCUCUCAGCAAAGAGCUUGAACGGGCUACACGGAAGCCGCCUCCAAAGAGAGCAACUAUCGCUAUUUUGACACCGUCUUACGAUGCCAAUAUCGCAACGGGCGCAUCUGAGUCGCAGUCAGAGAUUCUUGCUUCCAUUCUACCCACAAAGGCAGGCAGGAUAUUCAUCGGUUUCCCCACUCAACAAACCACUGGCCUCAACGCUCAUGUAUCGGCGCCAUCGGUCAUUCCUACCGUGGAGCGUGAAAGCAUUGACCUCAACACUCGUUAUAUCAGCAAGUGGAAUCUUGAGAUGCUUCGGGCAGUCGGCAUUGUCUGUCGAAUUGCCUGGUCUGCUGAAAUGAGCACUAUCAAAUCCAAACUUGCUGCCAAAGUUGGCUCCACGCGCGCUUCGAAGAUUCGCAAAGAGGACAUUGUGGACGUUCUGCCCGAAGCUAUCCACACUGCCAACCAGUUUGUCUUCCGCGAGUCUACGCCAUCUUCUGUUCUCGGACAGACAAUCGAGGACGCAUUUUGGAUGUGCAACAAAAAUGCCUCUAUCGAAGUACUUUCUACAUGCGGUGUCAUCCCCAGUCAUCAAACUCGCAUUGCCCCCAAGGAUCUCAGCUUCAUGGAUUCAAUUCCAGCAUUGCCGGAGGAGCUUGUACUGAAUGCCAAGGACUUUGUGCAAAGGUUGACAGACUUUGGAUUGGUGACAGAAAUCACUGUUUCUGAUAUCAAACGGGAAUUAGAGUCAAACACAUUACGACCCAAUCAGAUUAUGGAGUUUUUGUCAUGGCUCAGUCGCAAGGCUGUAAGUGGACAACUCGACAGCAUGUCCGUGAAGAGUCUACUGCGAGUUGCGGUCGCAAAUGAUGAAGACAAAGACAGCAAUCCUACACGGUUGAUCGUGUUUGCCGAUAUUGCCGGAUUCUUGAACCCUCAUCGCAUUCCCGCUGAUCUGCCCGUGCCUCCCUCAGUGAUGCCAUUCCGGUUCACCAAAUCCCUGAGUAAAUCGGAGCUCGAGGCGUUGGGCUGGGGGGAGCUGUCCCUUGUGCCCUGGAUUCGAUGGCUUGUCACGAAUGCUGGCGACGAGAAUCUUCUUGGAAAGGAGCAAAACAUAUUGACAAGCCCUGCAUUUGCUGGACAGGUCUUGCCUGUGUUGUCCAAGGGGUGGGAAAUCCUCGGCUCUGUUUCAAGGCAGGCAGUUAUCGAGAUUCUGCAGCCGCAGACUGUGAUUCCCACUAGACUCGGCAUGAAACAGCCAACGCAGACAUAUUUUGCGUCAGUUCGACUAUUUGAUGACCUGCCGGUCGUGCACGGACUGAAUGGUGUCAAAGAGAAAUUCUUGGUAUCUCUUGGAGUUCGCAAGACCGUUGAACUUGGUGUUAUUUUCGAUCGCUUAAUCAAUACCCCUGAAGCUGUGGACGCAAAAGGACCUCCAGCUAGGAGAUGGAACCAUGUCGAUCUCAUUCGCUACCUCACCUCUGUGCGCGAAGACAUUCCCGCCAAUGAUAUCCAAAGACUCAAGAACACAAGCAUCUGCACUGCUGAAAACGAUGCUCAGAGUCGAGGCACUCGCUACAAGAUCGCCGAGUUGUAUGAGCCAAAGGACUCUCUCCGUGCACUGGGCCUACCUAUCAUAGAAUGGCCGGGUAUCUAUAACAACGCAAGCAAUGAGGGCAAGUUCCUCACCAUGAUGGGCCUGAAGAGCUAUCCAUCUGGGUCUGAACUCAUCCGACUCAUGGUGAUGAGUGAUUCCGAGAAGGACGCCAGUCGAAAGAGCAAGGCAUUGGCUUACUUCCUCAAUGAAUACCACGCGAAUGGAUAUGCUGCGUUUGAUAUCAGUGCAGUGACAGUUCCGUUUCUCCCAGUUGAAGGCUCAGACAACCUCAGCACGCCGAAGAGAUGUUUCACCGACGAGGGUGCAUCUUUGUUUGGCUUCAACAUUCUACAAAAGCGUCUCCAUCCACAUGCUUCCAAAUUGGGAGUCAAGCCUCAUCCUCCCAUGUCGGAUUGUCUUCAGACACUCAUUCGCCAGCCUCCUACCACUCAAAGGGAUGCUCGAACGAUUUUCAAAUACCUGGCAGGCAGAGUUUCUGACUUGAGUCCCCAAGAUGUCGAACGAGUUGGCAACGCACCCAUCAUUCCUGUUCCUGUAAACCCGAUGUCAGAGAAAGGUCCUCGAACUCGUCUCGUUGCACCCCGACUUUGCUAUCUUGGUGACGGAGAAGACUACAAAAACAUCUUCGAUUUUGUGGACUUUGGACCAGAAGCUAAUCUCUUCCUCAUGGCCGCGGGCUCGAGGAGAGAGCCUACCAAGAACGAGAUUGCUCGUAUGCUGGUGAAGGAACCCGCUCGUAUUUCUGCUGCAUUCCAAAGCUCUGAUAAGUAUUUGAUGCUUCUGCGGACUUUGGCUGAGCAUCUCUCCGUGCUUAAGAAGGACCGAGAGCUUUUCAGUGAUAUGAAGAAGGCGAAGUUCCUGCUAGCCAGUCGUGACAUUCCACCUCAGGCUACAGCUCAAGAUGGCAAAGUCAAGGCUAGUGAGAAAGACAAUGCAGACCCCGAGGAAGAUUUGGAUAUCAGGGAAUGGAGUCUCUCAGCCGCGAAAGAUAUCGUCGUGGUGGAUGACUUCCAGAGCUUCAAUCUUUUCAAAGAGCAUAUCUUUGCCGCGCCACAGGAAGAAGCUUUGGAGAACUUCUAUGUGGCUUUGGGUGCCAUUCCCUUGAGCAGUCUUGUUGAGGAACAAGCACGAUUCGGUGGUGUAGCCGCUGAUCAGAGCUCUGGCGCCAAGUUGCACAAGGUGAUCCUCGAGCGUGCACGCCUAUUCCUGCACGACCAACCUGCCGACUCGAUUCAGCAUGGAGCCAGAUGGUUGGAGACCAGUUUUGUGGUGCAAGUGGUUAAUUCGAUCACGCUGACCCGUUCAUUGAAGGGUCGAAGGGCAUCUCAUACCCAGAAGCGAAGUGCCAUCGUGGCACGAUUGUCUAGCAACUGGGGAUUGUGCAUUUGCCCGGGCAAAUAUGAUCUUUACGAGAUCAGUCAAUCGCUUGUACAUUUGAUUCUCAAGCGGCCAAAGCUGCACUCCACCCUGACCCUGGAGAUGCUGUUGAAGACCGAUCUUCUGGAGCUGCGUGCUCGUGGUUACAACGUGGAGCGCAUUCUCCGACAAAAGGCCCAUGAAGCCCGGAUGGCCGAGGAUCAACGCCAGAAACAGAUGGAAGAGGAGAGGCGGAUCUUGAAAGAAAGGGAAGCGGCAUGGGCUGAGGCUCAAGCUCAGCGAGCUCAAGAAGAAAGGCCUGAACCAAAGCCACAGGCCCCUAUGCCUGGUGUCUUCCCCGAGUCACCCAAUGGAAAAACCUCGGUCGAUGAAACACAUGCUGCACCCACUCAGUCUGCUAUACCUGAGAGGACCCCUCGCGGCUUAUUCGCGAAUCUGUCAAAGCGAUUCGGCUUGGAGAAGAACCAAUCUUCUUCGACGGCUGAGCAGUCACGCUCUUUGCUUCCUGAGACUUCCACGCCUCCGCCACCACCUUAUUCCGCCUCGGAUUCUCAGAACAAGCGUCCAGAACAGCCAGUGUCUGUUAGUUCUCCGCACCGAUUGAACCAGGAACUGCUUUCCGCUGUCCAGGCUUGUCGGCCACACGGAUCCUCCGACAUGUACAGCCGUCCCGAGACGAACCAAAUCUCGGAGAGCAAAUCUUACUGUGAUGAGAAACCCAGUCACGAUCUGGAGUUUGUCGCUACUCUUCCUAGUGGAGUCAAUGUAUUGUUUGUCCGGACCAUCACCGAUCGAUCUGCCUUCCUUGCAAACAACCGAACCGGUAUCAACCUAUUCGCAUCGGUUCUUUUGGAUUGCGGCUCCAUCUUCUCAAUGCGUGCCGACAGCUUAAGUAUCUUUUACGAUCCUGGUGGCAAGACCAUUGCCUUCAAUCGAGCGGGCAGCAUCUUCUGCAAUUACUUCUACUUCCAGCAGUUGCAGGAGCAAUCCCUCCUCCAGAGCGCGAACCCCGACCGUACUGAUGCGAUUGUCUACUGGUGGGUGAUUCUGUGUCACGAAUUGGCUCACAAUCUUGUGGGUGAUCAUAGCUCUGCGCAUAGCUACUACACCGAGGGCUUUGUGGCUCAAUAUUUCCCCAGAGUGGCUGCUAAGCUCGCCACGCUUCCGCAGCAUCAGCAGCAGCAACAGCAGCAGCAGUAG